Molecule: messenger RNA, 1665 nt
Organism: Alternaria postmessia
Lineage: Eukaryota; Fungi; Ascomycota; Dothideomycetes; Pleosporales; Pleosporaceae
Exons: 3
Coding region: 1-1665 (554 amino acids)
Source: RefSeq, a predicted model, not a curated record
AUGGCCACGACCACGGCACCGCCCAUAGCCGACUGGCAGACCCUCGCACAAUCAAAGCGCGAAUCAGUCUUUGCAGCGAUUCCAAAAGACUGGCUCCUUCCUCCCCCCCAAACAUCACAAUAUACAGAAACCUCGUCCAUCUCCGUGUUGGACGUACCACGGACAUGCGGCAUCUUGACUGAGAAGGAGUUGGACAUUACUGAAAACUACGAUGCCACGGAUUUAGUUGGAAUGAUGGCAGAGCGGCGUUUGACGAGUACGGAAGUGGUGACGGCGUUUUGUAAGAGAGCGGCUGUCGCACAGCAGUGCGUGAGUUGUUUGACUGAGAUUAUGUUUGAAGAAGCGAUUGCGCGGGCGAAGGAGUGUGAUGAUUUUUUGAACAAGGAGCGCAAGGUCAUGGGUCCUUUGCAUGGGCUUCCAAUAAGUUUAAAGGACUCCUUCAACGUCCGCGGCGUCCAAGCAACCCUCGGCUACGUCUCAUUCAUUCCACGGCCUCCAUCAGCAACCAACUCAGCCUUGGUCGACGUUCUCCAUGAACUGGGUGCAGUAUUCUACGUGAAAACAAACCUCCCCCAAACAAUGAUGACAGCAGACUCGCACAACAACAUCUUCGGCCGCACUCUGAAUCCUAACAACCUCUCCCGCACAGCCGGCGGCUCCACGGGUGGCGAAGGCGCCCUGCUCGCCAUGAAAGGAAGCGUCUUGGGCGUCGCUACCGAUAUCGCGGGCUCGAACCGCAUCCCCGCUAUAUGCUGUGGCGGAUCCUCGUUGAAGCCAACUGCGGGUCGCGUUCCCUUCGCCGGUGGCGUGGCAGUAGGGAGACUCGGCAGCCCCGGGUCAAUACCCGUGGUAAUUGGUCCUUGUGGUCGUUCCACGCGUGAUUACGAAUUAUUCAUGAAGAGCGUGGUGAGCGCACGACCGUACCGUUUCGACGAGAACUGCCUCAAUGUGCCGUGGCGGAGUGUCUCCUCGCCUUUGUGCAAACCCCUCCGCUUCGGUCUGAUCCGUGCCUGUAAAGAACGACCGCUUCACCCCCCUGUCGCGCGCGGUCUGCAUACCACUGCUAUGAAACUCAAAGCAGCAGGCCAUGAAAUCGUUUUGCUAGACGACAAGAUACCAGAUUUGUACCAUACAACGAUGCUAGCGUGGAAGUUCUUUAUGCUUGAUCCAAAGAAAACUCCCUUCCAAUUCAUCAAAGAGAGCGGGGAGCCAAUGGUACCCAGUCUAUCUACAAUGUCGUUUCCGGAAUUGGAAGGGUGGCAGGCGACAUUGGACGAGUUGUGGGAUAUGAAUGUCGAGAAAGCCAAGAUUGUCAAAAAGUUUCAUCGAUUGGUAGUUGGUGAUGUUAGUGUGGAGGAGAAGGGACUCGACGCCAUUUUAAUGCCUGGGUACCAGGGUGUGGCGCCCAAACACGAUACGUAUGGUAUACCGAUUUAUACGGUGGUGGUGAAUCUGUUGAAUUGGCCGAGUGGGAUAUUGCGCGUGGGUAAGGCGGAGAAGGAAAAGGAUGCGGAGUUUAUGAAAGAGGGAGUGAAGUUUGAACCACCUUAUGACGCGAAUGACUGUGAGGGUCUGCCGACGCACGUGCAGGUUGUGGGGAAGAGUAUGAUGGACGAGGAGUUGGUGGAGGUUAUGAAGAUUGUUGAGGGCGUGUUGAGAGACUAG